GUUGUCCUCAGUCGAAAAUCGAGAUUUUCGAUGAAGAUGGUUGUUCCUUGAAUACCUCGUUCUUCUUACCUUUUUAUUUGCCCCGCACCUUUUGUGACUGGUUGGGUGAGUACUCGAGAAAUUGAUCAUUUCGCUAGGAGAUUGUUCUGCAUACGAGCAGACACUUUCAAACAGGCACUUUAUUCCAAAUUUGACCUUGUCAUUCAGUCUUCGGUGACUUUAGUAAAACGCCACAUAUCAAGAGAAGUAGAAUUUGUAUGAUUGCUCUCACUCUCACAUCAUCGUGAGAAGUUGGCACGGUAAGCAUCUCUUAAGCAAUCAUACCCCUUUUUCCUAUCUGGAAAAGGCUGGUCACGUGUGUUAGAUUACAUAAUCAUCACUUCACGAGAUGCAGAUACUCGACGACAUCGAAUCAAUUACAAAACUACACCGAAAGAGCAAAGCAUCAAGCUAUGCUCGCGGCGCUAUCCAGACAAGCGCGAUGGAUCCCUCUGAGGAGUCUUCGCACCGAGUCGACAAUAGAGGUUCGCAAGGUCACCACCAGCAAGGGAAAGCGGACGACCACAAAGCGUCCUUCUCCGCACACUCUACAGCCACCCCCUACCAGACAGGUGACAAUCAGCAUUGAUCGGCCAGAACAGGCGACCAUACAACAUGUACUGGAUGCACUAGCAAGUUUUCAAAAGAUAUCAAGCAGGCUGGAAAAUUUUGCCGCAUUCAAUCACCAUACCCUAUUCAUCCUUGCUACCCCAAGUUUUGCGUCCUGGCUGGAAGCAAGUUCCGAGUUCAUUCCAAAGGCUCUUCAACGUGUUCUUGGAACUUUGAGACCCAUUGAGGUAGAUGUUGUCUGUGGGGUAUGUGAUGGGUUGGCACCGCGGCCGGUGUCAAUGAAACAACCUUCUGGGGCAGGAUUCUCAAUUUUGCAUAAACCAUGGAAGCAAGAUGAUCUUUGGGAGUGCAAUCCCACAGCAGUUAGCCCCAACUUGCAUUCAACCAUAACGUUUUCGGCGAACAAGGGACACAACGUUACUCUCACCCUCCCUUUGGCGAACACCCUUUUCAAGAACGGGAGGCUCUCGACGCUUCUCUUAACAAGAUGGAGAUCCUCUGGUGGUUCCUUCGAGGUAACGCAAGAACAGACCGAGAAGAAAAAUGUUACCGUGAACGUCUUUGGCAGACUACAAAUACCUCGUCCCAGCAUUCAAAUUCCGUCCGUCCCCUUGACUCCAAUGCGGCGGAUUCAAAGCGGCCUCGGAAACAUUGUUAGGACUAUCGAUUUUGGCGAGGGAGGCUUACCGGACGUUGGGCCCGCCUCCCGAGAGCUGGAAAUGCGCGUGACCGAGUAUUUGUCCAAACAAGGUCUCGACCAUUCGGUAAUUGAUGUUUGGGCUCUUGUUAUUCCUGUGGAAGCCUUGUCAGGUCCCUGGAGUGAUAAAGUAAAGGUCUUGAUGUCUGAUGUGGAAGAUCUGAUGGCCAAACAGGCACCUUCGACGGGCAAGGAUUGUUGCUACGUCGGUGACUUUAUUGACCAAGGGGCAACACUUUGUCGUGUUCUCAGUGGUGGUGGCGGUUGGGGGAUAAAGCAAGGGUUACUUUCACUCGACCCUCAGACGACUUAUUGCACUAACAACGAGUCCCGGUAUGAUUUUUCGGAAGGCACUCUGGAUGAACAGCAAACAUCCGCAUUAGGAAACGUUGCACAGCAGGGUGCUUUCAUCCAGUUCUUGGUUGUUGCAAAACAUGACGAAGCAGUCGACCCUUUAAUAGAAAAUGAACGGGGAUACGUCGAUUCUGCACUUGGGAGUACAGUGGUGGGGGUGGUACCUAGCACAGUAGAUGAAAUUCACGAUAUGUCGCAAAACGAGGACCAGCAAGUGCCCAAACUCGACGUCCAAGUCUAUCUUAACCAUUUCGGAUGUGUAUCAGAGUCAGGAAUGUUUCUUCAGCGCAAGGGCGAGCGCGACAAGUCGACGACUCCUGCAAUCGAAACGAAAAUCGACCUUCCUUACUCUUAUGUCUACCGAGAGAAUUUCGAAAGAAGUCCGUUGGAUAUUUAUGAGGAGGCAGAAAGCGUAGAAAAAGAAGUUGGUUCCCCCGAUGGACUUGUUUGAAUGUAGCAAUAUGAAAUAUCCGAAAGUCUUUGGUAGGCUGGGUCGGACAACCGCCAGAGUUAUGACAUAGUGUAUACUACGAAAUCCAACCUACUAUUUUGGUGUGGCAUGUAAUGUACGGUUGUAAAUCAAAUGAGAGUAAUGGAUUGGGCGCUGGGACAAGAAAGUUUGGUGUCUUCAUCACCGAAAUUGGAAGGAAGAUACAAAGGAAAACAAAAAUCAUUUCCUGAUGAGUAUCUCACUGGACAAGCUAGUCGAGCC
Messenger RNA from Hyaloscypha bicolor E, 2372 nucleotides. RefSeq lists its product as uncharacterized. Bases 453 to 2111 code for a protein of 552 amino acids. The transcript is spliced from 2 exons. Lineage: Eukaryota; Fungi; Ascomycota; Leotiomycetes; Helotiales; Hyaloscyphaceae. The record is from RefSeq and is a predicted model, not a curated record.